Echinococcus granulosus is the source of this 723-nucleotide messenger RNA. Its product is annotated as Ubiquitin-conjugating enzyme E2 J2. Bases 1 to 723 code for a protein of 240 amino acids. The record is from RefSeq and is a predicted model, not a curated record. The transcript has 3 exons. Lineage: Eukaryota; Metazoa; Platyhelminthes; Cestoda; Cyclophyllidea; Taeniidae.
AUGCCUCCUACUCACAAAGGAGGCUUAUCUGUGGCCGUUCAAAGGCUUCAGCAAGAUUACCUGAGGCUCGUUCGUGAUCCUGUACCCUUCGUCACCGCCCAUCCUCUUCACACAAAUAUCUUUGAAUGGCAUUACUUGGUUUGCGGACCCCCUGAUUCCCCUUACCAUGGUGGAUACUACCAUGGAAAACUGAUUUUCCCUAAGGAAUACCCUUUCCGGCCCCCUUCUAUAUAUAUAAUUACUCCUAAUGGGCGGUUUGCCUGUAAUACAAGACUUUGUCUUUCCAUAAGCGAUUUUCAUCCCGACACCUGGAAUCCAGCCUGGUCGGUUUCAACGAUCCUUACAGGUCUUCUUAGUUUCAUGCUGGAAGACACUCCUACUAUGGGCAGUAUAGCAACCUCAACUUACGAAAAACACAUCAUGGCUAGGGAUAGUGCCGAAUUUAAUCUCAAGGACGAAGUUUUUGUAGAAUUAUUUCCUGAUGUCGUUCGGGAGAUAAAAGCGAAGCAAUUGCUUGCUCAGGCCAGUGCUAAUUCCUCCCUGUCCUCCUCCCGAAGUGGCAUUCCUGGGGUCAUGGAUGUGGAAAACUCCAUUAAUGCCCAGCGUGGGACUGGCGGUGGUAGAGGCGGCCAGCUACCUUUUGUAGCUGUUUUUAUCCUUUUUGGCAUCUUUGCAAUCUCCGUCAAGGUGGUGAUGGAGUUCCUUGGGGAUUCGAUCGGCUAA